GACCUUCUAGAUUGAUUCCAGCACGCAAAAGCACGCAAACCAGCUAUGCUUUUAUGCCUUGCGGCGGUAUCUUGCAUUUCAUUUCCUGCGGGUAGGCUCGCAUCAUUAAAUCGUAUCAUACACCAACUGCCAAGGCCAACACCGAUCUCACGCGUUCCUGUGGUGCUACUAUCAGGCUUAUUGACCUACGGGUCCGAGUUUUUGUCGUACACACCACCACCAACGAGCUUUUGCUCGACCGCGUCAUCUGGAUAUCAAAGUCGUCCAGGCCCUCUUACGGCUCUCACGAAGCGGUCCUAAUUAUCUUUAGUGGAACAGCAUCGGCGCCGGUCUUUUGUCUUCCUGUAAAUUUCCACCCUCAAACUGUAGAUAGACGUAAAGUGUGUUAGCCAAUUUUCUCGAUACAACGUGCUAUGCCAAGAGCGUAAUCUAGGCUUACCUCAAGAAAUCCGGUCGCAGUUAUUACGACCAUGAACGCUUCGGCCAAGUCACUAACGCGUUCGGAGAGUAGCUCCUCUGUCUUUCCAACUCCAGCUCCGAUUCCAGCUGAACGCUUCAAGACGUGCAUCACUAGCAUUCGGUGUUCGGUCAAGAAGCGCCUGCCCUGCAGCACGUUAUGUGAUCCUCGACUGACAAUCGCCGCACCGAUGAUGCGCGCCACCUUGACGAGAAGGUCAUAGUGCCUCUCCAACGCCUUGCUAUCCGACGAAUUAACCUGUAGUUCGGGGUCCACGGAAAACAGCCCUGACUGCUCGAUGGCCCUGAAGAGAUUCGCAUGCAGGACAUUCUUGGCACCUUCCCGCGUCUGGCACAAUUGGAGCAGAAGAGCGAGCUUGGCGUCGAUAUAGUUCUGCUGAUCCGGGUCGCCUAGAAAUGCAUGUUAGAUCGCAAAUUCCCAGAAAUAGAAAGAGUCGACGAGAAUACCGAUGA
Annulohypoxylon truncatum is the source of this 930-nucleotide messenger RNA. RefSeq lists its product as uncharacterized. The transcript is spliced from 3 exons. Bases 46 to 300 code for a protein of 84 amino acids. The record is from RefSeq and is a predicted model, not a curated record. Lineage: Eukaryota; Fungi; Ascomycota; Sordariomycetes; Xylariales; Hypoxylaceae.